CCUACUUUAGGUACCUACUUUAGGUAGGAGAGGUAGGCACCCAGGCGGGUAGCGAACAGUGACACCCGCUGACAGGGCAUGAACGAAUCCCCUGAUCCAUCCGUCAUCCAUCAUCCAUCAUCCAGAGAGGUGCCUAAGAAUAGGCAGGUGGGCAGGGAGAUUCCAGGCUGCCUUUUCGUGAUGCGGUUCGCCUCGAUGCCCACUGUCAGACUUCUUUCCUCCUACAUCCUUUCUUUUCACAGUCACCGCAACCAAGGCCAUACUGCGAGCUUCUUGGCCAUGAUCCCACGCAAUACGCAUGCAUAGCCGAGCGAAAAAUUUCUCCCCUUUUUUUCACGAAUGAUCACGGAAUCCCACGCUCGCAAGUCAGUCAGCGCUGGGCGGAGCCUGUUUGGGCAGGAAUCGAGUGAUUUGAAUGGGCGCGUCGUUCGUCAACCAAGACAUCGCGAGACAAGCUUCGACGAACCCUCCCGGGCCUCAGCAGGCCGAUACGAAAACAUAGGUGGUACCAAGCAAGGUCAGACAAGUGACAGAGAGCAUAAUGUCGGAUCCACGGACAAAGCAGCACAGCGGCGGCGGCGCCCCGGCCCCGAGCAGCGAGAGUGAGACAUCGCCGCUCCUCGUACCCGAGCCCACCACCUCCUACGGCCGAGCCCUGAGCCAGAGCGAUUCCGACGUCCACGGCGUCGUCAAACAGCAAUCCGAACCUAUCGCAGCAGGCCGCAUCACCACCGCCGAGCGCGUCUGGCUCUUUGUCGGCAUCUUCCUCGUCGGCUACGCCUACGGCCUCGACAGCCAGGUCCGCGGCACCUACCAGCCUUACGCCACCUCGAGCCUGAACCUGCACUCGUCCCAUUCCACCAUCAACGUCCUGCGCAGCGUCGUCGCCGUCGCCUCACAGCCAACUGCCGCCAAGAUCGCAGACAUUUACGGCCGCUUCGAGACUGUUGUCGCUGCCAUCCUACUCUACGUCCUAGGCACUGCUCUCGAGGCUACCGCCACCUCGGUCGAGCUGUUCUGCGCCGGCGCCAUCCUGUACCAGAUCGGCUGGACAUGCAUCGUCCUCCUCCUCGAGGUCCUCGUCGCCGACUUCUCCUCCAUGCGCUCCCGCGUCUUCUUCAGUUAUAUCCCCGCCAUCCCUUUCGUCUUCAACACCUGGAUCAGCGGCACCGUCACCUCUGCCGUUCUGCGCGUCACCUCUUGGAGAUGGGGCAUCGGCAUGUGGGCCAUCAUCCUGCCCGUCUGUUCCAUUCCGCUGCUCACGAGCCUGUACUCUUUCGGUCAGCAGUCCCGGAAGUCCGAAUCCCACCCCGAGCCCAAGAGGGCCGCCGUCGACUUGUUCCAUCAACUUGACGUCGUCGGCCUCGCCAUCCUCGUCGCCGCCUUUUCCUUCACCUUGGCGCCCCUCACUCUGGCUGGCGGGACGGCGAGUCACUGGAAAUCCCCCGCCAUCAUCUUCCCCCUUGUUUUUGGCCUGCUCUGCAUUCCGGCCUUCGUCUUUUGGGAACGUCGGCACGCCCAGGUCCCCCUCAUACCCUUCCGCCUCCUCAAGGACCGCGGAGUCUGGUCGGCCCUGGCGGUACGGAGUCUGCUCAACUUCGCCUGGUCGACCCAGGGAAACUACCUGUAUACCGUGCUCGUCGUAGCGUUUGAUUUCUCCAUCGAGACAGCGACCCGCAUCUUGUCAUUCUUCUCCUUUUUUGGCGUUUUCAGCGGCGUCAUGGUCGGCAUUGUCGUCUACCGGACCCGCAGGCUGAAGGGCAUCAUCAUCACAGGCGCUUGCAUUUUCACGGCCUCUUUCGGCCUUCUCGUUUUAUAUCCCGGGGGCGCCACAUCGGCUUCGCAGUCCGGUCUCGUAGCCGCCCAAAUCAUCAUGGGCUUGGCCGGCGGCUUGUUCGCCUACCCGACGCAGGCCUCCAUUCAGGCGUCCGCAGACCACGAGCACGUUGCCGUUAUCACCAGCCUCUACCUGUCCGUCUUCAACGUUGGAAGCGCCUUGGGGAACUGCCUGUCGGGUGCACUCUGGACGCAGCUGCUCUACCCUUCCCUGAAGCAGAAUCUUGCUUUCCAGCCAAAUGGGACGCUGGCGCAGGCCGUCUACAACUCCCCGUUCGCCACCAUUGAACAUUAUCCCGUGGGGGGACAGAUCAGAGACGCCAUCAUCGAUAGCUACAAGGAUGUCCAGAGGCUGCUCUGCAUCGCCGGACUGUGUAUCUGCGUGCCGAUGGUCGGCUUUGCUUUUGCGUUGAGAAACCCGAGGCUAUCGGAGGAACGGGUGCAGCCGGAGGCGUCCAGCGAGUCUGACGCAUGAAUCACGAACUUGUCGGUACUUGGUUUGCUUCCAGCGCAGGUUCUCUUAUGAUUUGGUCAAUCGACCGAGGCGGAUCUUUCCCACUAUUUUUGUUUUCAGAGCAACAUAGGACGGACGAUAAUAUUUGCAUCAAGACUCAUCAUAGAAGAGCGAAUUAAUAGACAAAUCUCGAGCAACACGAUGCUUACGAGCGAUUUCAAGUAAUGAGAAAAAAGGAAAUUUGAUACC
Molecule: messenger RNA, 2539 nt
Organism: Colletotrichum destructivum
Lineage: Eukaryota; Fungi; Ascomycota; Sordariomycetes; Glomerellales; Glomerellaceae
Product: Putative major facilitator superfamily, MFS transporter superfamily
Exons: 2
Coding region: 542-2311 (589 amino acids)
Biological process (GO): transmembrane transport; intracellular iron ion homeostasis
Cellular component (GO): endosome; plasma membrane; vacuolar membrane
Molecular function (GO): siderophore-iron transmembrane transporter activity
Source: RefSeq, a predicted model, not a curated record